Molecule: messenger RNA, 1365 nt
Organism: Vigna angularis (adzuki bean)
Lineage: Eukaryota; Viridiplantae; Streptophyta; Magnoliopsida; Fabales; Fabaceae
Exons: 2
Coding region: 103-837 (244 amino acids)
Source: RefSeq, a predicted model, not a curated record
GCUUAGCCAUUAGCCCCUUCAGUCUCGUCACCGUUCACCAAGUGUGCGCUCUGUUAUUCCUAUUUUCUUUCCGUUUCUCUCGGUGUUCCGAACCGAACCGGCAUGGAUCCAUUCGGCACGAACCGUCUCCCGAGCCGAAAGCCCUCCGCCACAGAGCGCUACCUAGGCGUUCCGUCUCACGCGCCGCCGCACUCCCCGUUCGUCGCCACCAACGUUGAGCUCCAAGAGGACGACGUAGUUUUCUUUAACGGCGACUACCACACCGAUUUAAACCACUACAACGCCUCCACUCCUUCCUCUUCUACGUCCUCCUCUGCGUCUGCCACUCCCAACCACCACCUCCUCCAUCACCACCACAACCACAACCACCACUCUCACGGCAUACUCGCCGCGCUCCCCGAGAACGAAACCUCCCACAGCCUCCGAAACGUUUCGCAGCACUUCCACAAGGCCUCAAUCUCCUCCAUAUCCUCCGCUUCCUCUUCCUCCUCCUCCUCGCGCGUCAUUCCCGCCAUCCCGCGGCCUCCGCCCCCGGCGCAACCUUCCUCCUUCAAGUUCCACCAGUCCGCGCCGGUAAACGUCCCGAUCUUGUCGGAUAAGGCGCGGCGGAGGCAGUGCGAGUUCGAUGAUGACGACGAGGAGGAUGAAGAUGGGGAGAUGGUGCCGCCGCACGAAAUCGUGGCGAGGAACUCAGCGCAAUCGCCGAUUCUUGCUUAUUCGGUUAUGGAAGGGAUAGGGAGAACGCUGAAAGGAAGGGACCUGCGUCAGGUUCGAAAUGCUGUUUGGCGCCAAACAGCAGGUUUCGGGUCUGGGUAUAUAAAAUACUUACAGAUAUAAUAGCAAUGUCGAUAUGGGAACAUUCUCUUUAGUACCAAUCUAUUCUCGUCCUUAAAUAGAUGAAAAAAAGAUGAGGGAUAGCCUUUGGACAUAAAUUUUAACUUGUAUAUCUUUCUCUCCCUCUAUUCCUAUCUCACUUAAACGUAAAAGAAUAACCUAAAGUCAGACAAAUAUGAGAAGAGUCUUGUUUUUCUGGCCAUUAUAUGAAGUUAUGUUUGAAGAUGUUCUUGAAUACGUUCUAUCUUCUUUAGUAUGCUUCAGUGUGAUUUCAGUGCGAUAAAGUGUGAAACAGAAAGAUUGGUCAUUUGCAAUAGGCUUAUUAUAAUAUUAGUAGCUUUAUAAUUAUAAUAUGCUUCUAAAAGAGGACACAAUUCUUCUGAAAGAGAAAGAAUGGGCAACCCGCUGGGUGAAGGAAAUGGCCUGGGUGAAGAUAGUUUUGAGCAUCUGGUUUCUCAUAGUCCUCGAAAAUAUGAAACAGAAAAAGGGAUGGUGGGGGCAAAGUGUGUAAUUAAUUAGAAGCUCAAAAUA